Messenger RNA from Sitodiplosis mosellana (orange wheat blossom midge), 2249 nucleotides. RefSeq lists its product as uncharacterized. The transcript is spliced from 2 exons. Bases 125 to 1546 code for a protein of 473 amino acids. NCBI's taxonomy places the organism in Eukaryota, Metazoa, Arthropoda, Insecta, Diptera, Cecidomyiidae. The record is from RefSeq and is a predicted model, not a curated record.
GUGAACAUGAAUUUUCACGUUUAGUGCAUAAAAAACAAAUAUUUUGCGACGCAAAAAACAUUCUACAACAAAUCUUACAACUUUUGAGCAAAUUUUCUUGUGAGUGACAAGUAGUGAAGCAAAAAUGGCUUCACCAGCCAAGCAAAUAGUUGUGGUAAAAUUGCGACCACUACCGCAAAAGCCGGCAAAACGAAAGAAGAAAAUCGACCUGACCACUUUGAAUAUGAAUUGUAUGGAUGCAAUUUUGAAGUGGUUGCCAAUUGAAGAUUUGUAUUCGGUGAGCCGUACGUGCAAAUCCCUGCAAAAAUCGGCUGGUUUGGCAUUUCAACGCAAUCAUCCGAACAGUUUGGUUACGAUUGAGCUGAUGGCUGACAAACGGAUUCAAUCGCAAUACGAGGGAAAAUAUGAUCUUCACUUCAGUACAAAUAUCCGGAGUAUCACGAUGACUUCGUACGUUUUCGAUCAGGAUUUGAUGCCAUUGUUCGACUACUUGAAGAUGAAUUGCUGCAUCAAUUUGAACGAGCUGAACUUGCAUCGGCUAAAAUUAGCAACUGGCAUCGAUUAUGGGGCAUCGAUAAAGGGACAACUACGGAAUUUGGAAAGCAUUUCAUUCGAUGGCUGCACCGUUUCGGAUAUUCACAAACAAUUCCUCAAGUAUUGUUACCGGCUACAACAUUUGCGCAUCAAAGAAAAGCAGUUCAAUGUCGAUCGCUGUGAUACGUGGAUGCGUCAUGUUUAUUCAUACCUUAAUAGCUUUACGUUCUGGGGCUGUGACAGCGAAAAAUACACCGGUCUCAGCAUUUUCCUCGCCCAUAAUCGCAAUGUGAAAAACAUCAAUUGCAUGGGACAAUUGAACAUUUUGAAAAUGAUCAUGGACAAUGGCAAAGAUUUAGAUAACUUGGUCGUUAAUUGCGAUGCACCGGAAGACUUUGAAGAAAUUCAGAACGUUUUGUUGGAGUACAGUCAGAAAGGCGUCUUCAAGCGGUUCGAAUUGGUCUUCCGUUUUACCAGCGAUAUCGACAAAGUGCCAAAAAAUGUCAAACACAUCCGCAAUUUGAGCGAAUUGACAACAUUCCAAGGAUUUCAUGGACUUUUUGCCGCGAACGAAGCUCUGGUUGAUUGUGUGCUGAAGUCUCUCACCAAUUUACGUUCAAUAUCCCUAAAGCUGGCACUGGAACACCAAUCAAUGGCCUGGACUCUCGCUCACUUACCUCACCUGGAUGAUGCACGAAUUUACAUUACAUACUCGUUGGACCAUUUCGGUGCCACUUUUAAGCCAUUGACCCUGCCGUUCGUUUUGAUGUCAAAGAAGUUGAAGCAAAUCGUCGUUAGUUUCGCCAACAAUUCGUGUGUGACACAUCGAAACGAUAUCAUCGAUUUAAAUAAUAUGCGGCUCAAAUCAAAAGGAGCCUGCCCAACCACAAUCUACUUGAGCAGUGACGUUAUUCUCGAAUCGAAGUUCAUCUAUCCAACUGGUGGUCUGGUUCAAGUCAAACCAACGUCACAACUUACACGAAAAUUGUACUUGGACCCAUUUCUAUUUUGAAGUUCCAUGAAUCAAAAGUAACACAGGUCACUUUAAAUCUAUGACAUGAAAUAUCAUUCAUUUUUUUCUUUUUAAGUGUAAACAAACUAAGGUUCCAGUGCCAUUCGAUAAUAAUUAAAUAGACUUUAAGUGAUAAAUAGCAUCUUGAAGUUCAAUGACAGCAAAUCUGCCCAGAACAGUUUAGUUUAAUACAAAAAACAAUACUUGACCUCAUUGCCAUUUCUCUAGUUCAAAAGAUUGCACUUUGAAUUCGAUAUUUCAUAUUUCAACGACAUACCUCUCCUUUGAAUAAUCUAAGACCGAAUUGAAUAUAUAGAAAAAUUUACCUUUGUUUACAAACCUAGAUUAGUUUACGUACACUACCGUGCAAAAGUUUGGAACCACUAGGUAUUUUUUAUACAAAUUGACCAUUUUUGGUGGACUCAUCAACAUAUUUCGGAAACACCUGCACUCUUGAUAUUUUGUGCAUAGUUUCUACAACGUUUCAAUAGUAAAUCACAGAGGUUUCAUCAAAAAAUAUUCACGUAUUUAAAAAAAUAUAUCAAUUUGAAUUUGAUCUGUUUUAAUCUUCAUACAAAUUUGAUCAUUUUUCACACAGUACAAAUUCAAAUUGCUAUAUUUUUGAAAAUCAUGAAUAUUUUUUGAUGAAACCUCUGUGAUUUACUAUUGAAACGUUGUAGAAACUAUGCACAAAAUAUCAAGA